UCUGACGGCUGAACAGACAACACUAUAGACUACCCUCCUGCUUGAACUAAGGGCAAUAAAUUUGUCUACACACCCUCCUCCCUCGAAUCCUCGGGACCUCGAGCGCCGCCUAUUUUGCCACAACAGUACCGGCAGAGAGGCCCGGGGUGCAUGGACGGGUGCAUACACAGGCGCGAACAAACGUUGGGCACGUGCAUGGUCAAGGACAGUGCACGUAGCGGAGUAAGCGCGCGAUUCGCGAGCGAGCCGGAGCGAGUGUACAUGCCGCACGGAGCACGACUAUCGCCCGCCCUCUUUGCCCGCAGACGAGGCUCGCCUGACCUACGAGGAUGUUCGACGUGACUGUGUCACUCCGUGAAUAUCGUUAAAGGAAGUUCCUUCUUCUUUUGAUGAGAAAGCGAAGGCAGAACCGGACUGGGCGGGAGUGCCAUUCUAGAGCACUUUCCAGGCACGUGAGGUUAGCCCCGAGAACACUUUAUCAACCAGAAAUAUUUCUGGAGACGGAUUGGCAGAAAUGUUUCUGCUCGGGAUUCGGAGGAGGUUCCUGGUUGUCAUUGUCUUCUGGCUGUCCCCAGUGCCGGAAUCGCAAGCCAUGUCACAUGACACCGCCGUGGCAGAAACUCGGUUCAUUCAAGACUACGUCAUGUUCUAUAAUUUUCAUCGUGUUUGCGUCGUUUCACCAGAAAGAGAUCCAUGGCUUCUCAAAACGUUCCGUCAGCUGGGCAGCAUGCCUUGGACCUUCACGUCAGUUCUUACCGCGGAGAACCGUCAGUUUGCGAAGCUCGGGAACGGAACUCUCGGUGCCUCGCCUCUGCUUCGGAACUGCGAGGGACUAAGAGUCAUGAAGCUUCGAACUCCUGAUCAGAGAGACUUGUUCGAACAGAUCUACAAGGCCGGUGAAUUGACAAGAACUUGGCUCUUGGUCUCUCAAGAAGGGUUUCCAGGGCUUCUAGAGCGCAUUUACCUUCCACUGAAUAACAAGAUAACCAUCGCCAGCUUCGGGGCGGACGGCGAGCCAGCGACCCUGUCAGAGAUCUACCAGGUCGGGAGACACCUUCGGCAGAUCGUCGUCGGCCCCGUCGGGCGCUGGCUCCCUUCCGCCGGCACGCACGCAGCCGCUGAACUUCUCACGAGAACGAGUGGCAGUGCCGAAAGCCGGAUGCACAAGGCCUCGACACGUGAGUCUCCGACGGCUCUCCCCAAGCCCAGGGAAGUGGAUGUCGCGGCGAAGAGCCUGGCCUUCGGGACUCUCGAAGCCCCUGUGGACGACCCGCUGCUGAGGCGAAGGGACCUGACGGGGCUGCACCUCGUCUGCACCACGAUCGAGUACGAACCUCUGACCAUUCUGAAGGCGGCGGGCGACGGUGCCGUCCGAGUGGAGGGCGUCCUCGGCAAGGUUUUCGACGUCCUUCAGGAAGUCACCAAUUUCACGUACAACUGCCACCGCUCGAGGGACGGCCAGUGGGGCUCGCAGGUGAACGGGGAAUGGACAGGCAUGAUAAAGGAGGUGCGCGAGGGAGCGGCCGACAUCGCCAUCGCGCCGCUCACCAUCACGGAACGGCGCAGCACCGCCGCCACGUUCCUCAUUGGCAUUAUCGCCACGAGCCAAAAGAUUGUGCUGAAACGACCCACGUAUGAAGACUACAUGUGGAGUGUCUACACGAAGCAGUUCGAGCCGAGCGUCUGGCCUGUCUUGCUGUCUGUCGUGGUGUGUCUGGCGUUGUGUCUGUACCUCGUGUCUCGCUUUUCCCUGGGCGAAGUCGAGAUCUCGGUUUCGGACGCGAUCUUGACGGUAUUCGGGUUUAUGUUCGGGCAGGGCUCCCACAUCGAAUUCAAGUCUGGCGCAGGAAGGACCUUGGUGAUGACGGUGCUCCUCCUGCAGGUGUUGGCUCUGGCGUUUUACACCUGUAACAUGGUCUCCGCUCUCACCGUAGGACCUCCUCUCCCUCCUUACAAGGACCUUCGGGAUAUCCAUGACGAGUCGUCGAUCGCUUUCGGAUUCGUCGAGAGCUCCUCGAAUGCGAAUAAUUUUCGGGGUUUGGUUGACGGAAAGUCACGGCCUGGUUUCACAUUUAUUAUUGGUAGUGUGGCGUGGACGGAGGUUGCAAUGGCCGGCAUGUGUAGAAGUAAAGACCCGGGCAGCCAUGGCGACUUGCGUGAUCACUUCCGCUCUAGAAAACUUGUGCGACUUGGUCCUGACCUUAGCGUCGUUAUGGAAUGUACACGACUGAUGCUGGUUAUUUUCUGGUGA
Molecule: messenger RNA, 2251 nt
Organism: Penaeus chinensis
Lineage: Eukaryota; Metazoa; Arthropoda; Malacostraca; Decapoda; Penaeidae
Exons: 12
Coding region: 515-2251 (578 amino acids)
Cellular component (GO): membrane
Molecular function (GO): glutamate-gated receptor activity
Source: RefSeq, a predicted model, not a curated record